GUUCAAAAAAUACAAUCGACAAUGUAUCGUUCAGCCUACCAGAAAGGUUUCCUUACCGUGUUCUACAGCGUGGGCAGCUCGCCCCUGAACAACUGGUCCUCUUAUACAAAGAACGGAUACAUCAAGCGCAUCUACGAUGAGGACAUCAAGUCCCUGGUGCUCGAGAUUAUGGGCUCCAAUGUGUCCACCACUUUCAUACACUGUCCCAGCGAGUGCAAGGAGCAGCUGGGCAUCAAGCUGCCCUUUCUGGUGCUCCUGAUAAAGAACAUGCACAAGUACUUUUGCUUUGAAGUUAAGAUUCAAGACGAUCAGCGCUUCAUGCGCCGCUUCCGGGUGUCCAAUUUCCAGAGCAAGACCUCCGUGAAGCCCUUCUGUACGGCCAUGCCGAUGGGCAUGUCCCCUGGCUGGAAUCAGAUCCAGUUCAACCUAGCCGACUUCACACGCCGUGCCUACGGUUCCAACUAUCUGGAGACGGUGUCCCUUCAGCUACAUGCAAACAUCCGCAUCCGGCGCAUCUACUUUGCCGACAAGCUCUACACGGAGGCGGAGUUGCCAAACGAUUAUCGUCUCAUGGGCAAGCCCAAGGACCUCAAGAAGCCGGAGAAACAGUUCAAGGUGCAGGCCUCAGCCCGACCUCCGUCUCCAUUGAAUACGGGUCGCGGGGAGAAGGGUGCUGCGAAGGCCACUGAACAGGAAGGUCCCCCCACAGAUGCUCCUAGUGAGCCGGAACCUGUACUGCAGAAGUCUCCCUCGCCACCUGUUCUUCAGAAGGCUCCCUCUCCACCAGUUUCCGCUCCUCCAGAGCCCGCCGGCGCUCCGGAGGAGCCAGCUCCUCAAACAGAGGCUACCGAAGAGGCCUACUACUAAGUUAUUUUUCCUAUUCAUUGUUACUUUUCAUUCAGUUGACACGCGACUGGGAGUGGGACUACAUCUUUUAAAUUGCCAGUCAUAGACCAGUUUUGGUGCAUCCUUAUCGAAAUU
This is a messenger RNA of Drosophila suzukii, 981 nucleotides long. RefSeq lists its product as uncharacterized. Gene Ontology annotation, cellular component: ciliary basal body; motile cilium. The record is from RefSeq and is a predicted model, not a curated record. Gene Ontology annotation, biological process: regulation of cilium beat frequency involved in ciliary motility; cilium assembly; positive regulation of cell motility. NCBI's taxonomy places the organism in Eukaryota, Metazoa, Arthropoda, Insecta, Diptera, Drosophilidae.